Coffea eugenioides is the source of this 1479-nucleotide messenger RNA. RefSeq names its product 5' exonuclease Apollo. Gene Ontology annotation, biological process: interstrand cross-link repair; double-strand break repair via nonhomologous end joining; protection from non-homologous end joining at telomere. Bases 1 to 1308 code for a protein of 435 amino acids. NCBI's taxonomy places the organism in Eukaryota, Viridiplantae, Streptophyta, Magnoliopsida, Gentianales, Rubiaceae. Gene Ontology annotation, molecular function: damaged DNA binding; 5'-3' DNA exonuclease activity. The record is from RefSeq and is a predicted model, not a curated record. The transcript has 4 exons.
AUGGAGAGCGGAAUAAUAUCGGUGGACCGGUGGAGCCAAGGCAGCCAAGCUUAUUUCCUAACGCACCUCCACGCCGAUCACACACGUGGCCUUACUCCGACGUGGAAAUGGGGUCCGCUCUUCUGCUCCCGGAUCACCGCCAAGCUCUUUCCUUUGAAAUUCCCCCAAUUUAAGCUCUCCCUCCUCCGCGUCCUCGACCUCGGCCAUUGGUACACUCUCCCGCUCUUCUCCCCAUCGUCUGGCCAGCCCAUCACCGUCCAUGUCAUGGCCAUUGACGCCCACCAUUGCCCCGGUGCUGUGAUGUAUUUAUUUCGUGGUGAGUUCGGAUGCAUGCUUUAUACGGGUGAUUUUCGAUGGGAGAGAACGAGUAGGAGAGCGCAGAUUGCAAGGAAUAUGCUACUUAAUGCUCUCAAGCAAGAGAAACUUGAUAGUUUGUACUUGGAUAAUACUUACUGUAAUCCGUUAUAUUCUUUUCCUUCUCGUGAGGUUGCUGCUAGGCAGGUUGUCAAUAUCAUCUCCUCUCAUCCUAAUCAUGAUAUAGUCAUUGGUGUGGACUCAUUAGGAAAGGAAGAUCUUUUGCACUAUGUUUCACAAGUGCUGAAAAUAAAGAUCUGGGUAUGGCCCGAACGGUUGCAGACGAUGCACCUUCUUGGAUUCCAAGACAACUUUACUACCAAAACCUCGCUUACCAGAGUUCGCGCCAUUCCUCGUUACAGCUUUAGCAUUGAAACUCUUGAGGGAUUGAACAUGAUGCGUCCUACCAUUGGCAUCAUGCCAUCUGGUCUUCCAUGGGCAAAGGAAAUCUUUAAAGGUAAGGGCAGUGCCUUUGGUCCUUCUCCUUCGCAUGGUGUCACCUGCACGAAUAGAAAGAAGCCAAAUGGAAGUUUGGCAGGUGGCCAGAUCUACAAUCAAUACAUAUAUACAGUUCCAUAUUCUGAGCACUCAUGCUUUGCUGAGAUAAAGGAGUUUGUCCAGCUUCUGCAGCCCGCCAGUAUUAAGGGCAUUGUAGCUUCAUCACCCUCUUAUGUUGAGCCCCUGUAUUAUUUUGGCAAAUUUUGUGGUAAAAAGCAAGAAUCAAGUAUGUUGUACCAGAAGCUUUGGAGUGAAGAAAGAGUUGAAAGAGUCGAAACUAUUCAAAUUAAAUCUGCUACCAAAACCACUAAUUCCAAUCUUCAAGGGAAAAAGAGAAGAAAAAAGCAAGUGGGGCUUCUUGUGUCUCAUGUGAAUAGGGUGAGCUUAUUAAGAAGAUUGAGGCGUGGCAUAAAGAUCACAGAUACCGACUUUCCUGCAUAUGAGGACAACAUUUAGAUGAAUGGCUCCUUGUCAAUCAGCAACCUUGUCGCUACACAUAACAACUGAAAAAGAGAACGAGGAUGUCAAUUUUGCAGAAUCCGUAGAUGGAUCUUUUAAAUGCAUAUUUCUCACAGAAAAGCUUAAAGUUGAUACUUUGCAAGGAACUAUCCUUUUACCAUGUUCCCU